ACUUCGGUCAUACCGAUUACUUCCCAAUUUUUUACAAAAAGUUCCAAUGAAAAUUAAAAAACAUCUUUUCGUACCUUUAAUGCAAUAAUAUGUAUAUAUUUAUAUAUAUAUAUAAUAUAUAAUAUGAAGCAUGCCGAUUCAGGCUCCCUCAUGGACAGAUUUUCUGAACUGUCCCAUCUGCUGCAAUGAAUUCGCGGCCAGCCAGCGCUGCCCGGUCAGCCUGGGCUGCGGACACACCAUCUGCAAGCUAUGCCUGACGACCCUCUACAACCGGCAAUGUCCCUUCGACCAGACCGUGAUUGUCAGCGACAUCGACAAUCUGCCGGUUAACCAUGCCCUACUCCAGUUGGUCAAGGAUUCGGAGCUGCUGGAGCUGGGACCUCCACCGCCCAGUGUCCAGAAGCUUGAGCCGGAUCAGCUCAAGUGCUACCAGUUGGGCCAGCGAUGCAUUGAGGAGCUGGCCCUGCACUUGAAGUCCUUCCUUAACCUGAACGGCAAUGGCAAUCUCCUGACGCGACCCAUGCAACGCAAACUGGUUACCCUGGUCAACUGUCAGCUGAUGGAGGAGGAGGGAAGGGUGCGGGCCCUGCGAGCGGCAAGAUCCUUGGGAGAGCGUACAGUCACCGAGCUGAUACUCCAGCACCAGAAUCCCCAGCAACUUAGCUCCAAUCUGUGGGCAGCGGUGAGGACUAGAGGAUGUCAGUUUCUCGGACCCGCCAUGCAGGAGGAGGUGCUAAAGCUGGUACUCUUGGCCUUGGAGGAGGGAUCUGCGCUCUCGCGAAAAGUGCUGGUCAUGUUCGUGGUGCAGCGCCUGGAACCGCAGUUCCCCCAGGCCUCCAAGACGAGUAUCGGACAUGUGGUGCAGCUGCUCUACCGCGCCAGUUGCUUCAAGGUGUCCAAGCGGGAGGCGGACUCGUCACUGAUGCAGCUCAAGGAGGAGUUCCGCACCUACGACGCCUUGCGUCGGGAGCACGAUGCCCAAAUCGUCCAGAUAGCCACUGAGGCGGGCCUCCGAAUUGCUCCGGAGCAAUGGUCUUCCCUGCUGUAUGGCGACGUGAUGCACAAGAGCCACAUGCAGAGCAUCAUCGACAAGCUGCAGACGCCCAGCUCCUUUGCUCAAUCGGUGCAGGAGUUGGUCAUCGCAUUGCAACGCACCAGUGACCCGGCCAAGCUGGCAAGUCUCCAUCAUCACUUGAAGUACCUGGCCAACAUCGAUCCCUGUGCGGAGGUGGCUCCCUGGCCGGAUUUGGCUGAAGCCUUGGACGCGGUACGCCACUCGGUGGUGGGGCUGGUCAACUUUCUUCAGCACCAUGGCGUGCGCAAGGCCCAGGAUGGAAUCAGUGGAAGUGGCAGUGGCGGAGCAGCUACCAGCAAUCCCAAGUACAAGAUCAGCCUGUGCAGGGACCUCAACGUACGCAGGGUUUGUCCCAGAGGUGCCAGCUGUACCUUUGCCCACUCCCAGGAGGAGGUGGAACGCUAUCGGGCUCGUAAUCGUGGUAAGCACAUGAAAACACCACUGGGCCUGCAGGGGCCGCCGGGCAUUAGUGGCGGAGCCAUCAAGAAACCGCUAGGCGAACAGGAUGGAGGACAACCAAUGGGCAUGCCGCCGAUGCUGCCUGUGUCGCCGAUGCACUACAUGAGCUCACCGAGGGGCGGAUAUCUAGAGCCCAGUUUGGGUCUCUCCCCCGGAGGUGGAGGAUUGCCAACACAACAACCGCCACCACCGCCGCUGCUUCAUCCAUCGCACCACAGUCCCAUUGCACGACUGAUAGUGCCCGGUCGCUAUGAUCCCCGCUUCACCGGCUACGGCGUGCCACCGCCAAGGAAUCCUUCGCCGAGGGACUAUCAAGGCAAUCCGGGUCCAGGAGCACCUCCGCCUUCGCAACGCAAUCCAAACCCACCGAGCUUCAGUGUCAAUAACAACAUGCACAAGGGCUACAUAAUGCCCGGAGGCGGUGAUGUCUUCCACAUGGGCCAUCCCUGGGAGCAUGCCUACCUGGGACAGCAGCAGCAGCAUCCUCAGCAUCCCCAACAGCAGCAGCCACCGUCCAGCAAGCCGAAUCCCAGCCGACCGUUGUCGAUUUUAGCCGCAACAGCUGAUACCUCAUUUUAUGAAAAGAAACCGCCGAAUAGUGUAAACAUAGAUCUGGACAGAUCCUCGGAGUCCGAUGUGGAUGUUCUGCCUCUAUUUCGUCGCUCCAACAACAACAACAUCAACAGCAGCAACAACAACAACAACAACAGCUCCCACACUAACAAUAAUAACAACAAUCACAGCUCUUCGCUGCUAUUCUGGAACAAUUCGAGCAAGGAGUCAGCGAAUUUUGUACGCUCCGAUUCCAUAUUGGAUGACGAUGCGUCUACGUUUGAUGUGCCCACCGGCUCCUCCAUGCACAGUCGUUACGGUCCGAUUUGUCCCAAGAGCAGCACAGGCUCUGGUUCCACCAACUGGAACAACUGGCUGCUCGAGAACGACAUGAAGAACGCCGAGUUCCUGAAUGACAAGAGCAGCGAUCUGGGAUAUGGGGGUGGCUACAAGAGCGAUAGGAACGAUAACUUCAAUGCCAGCAAGCAGCAGCAACCGAUGUGGGGCAGAAAGCCGCAACUGAUGUCGGAGGACAGCUUCGAGGGCGGCAUUGAUAGUGGCAUGAUGCUGCAGCUGGAGAAGAACCUGGUCGAUAUUGUCGAUCCCGAUGACAGCGGCAUCAAGGUGGACUAGGCCACGGUCCUGGGGCACUCUCUCACCCAGAGGAUAUUUCUAUAUAGGGUUUAUAUAUAGAAGGAAGGAGAGUGGGAGAAUAUGUAUAAUGCAAUCAUUUUACACAUCGUUAGAAGGUUUGUACCGCACAGUUCAAACUCUUUGGUAGAAUUUCAAUUGUAACCGUAACUGUAGUUAAAAAAACUGAUCCGACCGAUCCGUUAUUGGAUCGGAGCCAAAACAAAAAGAAACAUCAACUGGGUUGGGUACCGUCUAUUAGAAUAUAUUAAAUAAUUGUCUAAUUAGUUCAUUGUUCAAAUUUUGUGUGGAAAGAAAAUAUGUGUUUAUGAAAUCACGUUAAAUGUGUUAAGUUUUCACAUUGCGGGGAAUAUGUGUUGUCGUCGUCGUAGCAAAUGAAUAACAAAAAAGCAAACCGAAACAAAAACUCAAAACUUAGAUUGUAAAUGUUUAUGUCUAGCCAAGAGUUCAGAUUCAGAUGGUAGAAAUCCCCGCAGAAGCAGGAGGAAAAGAAGAAUGAUACAGAGUAGUGAGAACGUCAGGCAUUAUCCGAAGACUUUAAAAACAAUUCUACCCCAGAAAUAGAAAGAGAUGCACUAAAUUAUUGUAUCGUGAUCACAAGACUAAAUAACCAAAAUCCAACAAUAGUGAGUUUUUCCGUCAUCCCCCAGAUUAUUUGUGAUCAAAAGAUGUUUGAUUGAAUGUAUAAUGUGCAUAGGUAUAAACAUAUAUAUUUUUUUUAAUUAUUAACUAUAUUUCAAAACGCUAUUUUUAUAUACAAAACUAAAAAAAAAAAAACUAAAAAUAUUAUAAAACACAUACACAAAACACACAUGCACACACUGAGCCACACUCUAAGGACACGAACGAUCGAUCAUUUGUAUGUGUGCGAAAUGAAUGUUUAUAUUUCUUAAAGAAAUUUUAAUACCGCUAUUGUGCGAUGUUGUUAACUAUUGUACUAUAUUAUAUUAAAUUUAUUGAAAAUAAAUUAAAAUCACGUCCCCAAGCGAGAACAAGACGAGAAAGGAGGAGCAAGUGGAAUGUCUGACAGGGCUUUGAGAACAUUUACACACACACCACCUACUUACUCUCUCUCUCUCUCUAUGUCGCCUAUAUAAAUGUAUAUUUAUAUAAUAGAAACUAACCAAUUUGUGCGCUCUAUUAUUAAUAUUAUAUAUUAAUGUCAGUUGAGCCCGCGUUUUGCUUUCAAGACUUUGUACAUCAUUUUUAUUUUUCGUAUGCGAGGAGAACGAAACAAAAGUGACAAAGAGAUGAUGAAGCGAUGAUUUUUUGUAACUUGUAUUUGUUAAGCGAUGAAAUCAGGAACCUUUAUAUAUAUAUAAUUGCUGCGCUUGAUCAUAGAAGAAUACACAACAUAUACUAUAUCUUUACAAAUAUAUAUAUAUUUAUUGUUAACGAUGAUGUUUCGAUGCCGUGUGUGUAGUAGAAUCCGUGUAAGACUAUAUUCCCCUGCCGCGGCGGGGAGUAUGUGUUCAGUUGUGACAGCUAUAGUUGAAAUUGAUCGAAGCAAUUUAAGAGAAAACUAAAUGCGUACAUUUAAAUGUAUAUUUUCCUAUUACUACUCAGAAACUAAAGCAUUCAAUGUGAAAAUGUAUAGAAGAAGAGGGCCAGGCGGAGGCGUACUUAAUUCCGGAUGGAUACAGGUCGGGAUCCAUGGCAACGCCGCCUGUCGUCAAGCUCUCCGCCUGGCCUGGGCUGUGGUGAAGUUUUUAAGCUUAAACCCAAUGGGUUCAGUUCAUAAUAAUAAUAUUGAUAAUGAUAAUGAUAAUGUAUUUGUUGCGUUGAGUUUUGUAACUUUAUAAUUUACAAUCAGUCCAGCAACCCGCCAAUGCCAAUACCCCGAAAACUCUGACCGGAGGCUCUUUUUGAUACAGGUCGUGCCGAGCAAUUCACACAUACUUACACACAGACAUUUUCUAUUUACACACACACAAUGACACACACACACACAUACACACAACACUUAUUUAAAUGCAUAUAUAUUUAUAUAAAUAUGUUAAUUAAAUGUAUUUUUGGUAUUAUCACUCAAUGUUUCUACCCUAAGCAAAUUUUCGAGUUCUGUUAAUCAAAGUGGAAGAGAAAAGAAAAUCUAUACAAAAAAAAAAGAAACAAUUAUUUAUUUUAUUUACCAAUAAAUUUUCACAAAAACCUUUA
This is a messenger RNA of Drosophila kikkawai, 4891 nucleotides long. It is a transcript of the gene roq, whose product is annotated as RING finger and CCCH-type zinc finger domain-containing protein roquin. Gene Ontology annotation, cellular component: cytoplasmic stress granule. Gene Ontology annotation, biological process: ubiquitin-dependent protein catabolic process; protein polyubiquitination; nuclear-transcribed mRNA catabolic process, deadenylation-dependent decay. Lineage: Eukaryota; Metazoa; Arthropoda; Insecta; Diptera; Drosophilidae. Gene Ontology annotation, molecular function: RNA stem-loop binding; ubiquitin protein ligase activity; mRNA binding. The record is from RefSeq and is a predicted model, not a curated record.